AUGGGUUCGUCGAGCGCCGUCAUCUUUCACAAUGGAAGGUUCUUUCAGAGUUCGGGCACAGAUGGCCGGAAUCACCACUUUGUCGACUGCAUCGUUGCCGAUGCUGCUGGGCAAAUCACUCAUGUCGGCCAGUCCAGCGACGCCCAGGUAGCACAAGCCGAAGCAUCAGGUGCCGUUCGCCACGACAUGCAGGGCCGCAUUGUCCUGCCGGGUUUUUUUGAUGGCCACAUACAUCUCCUUAGUCUCGGCCAGUCGCUGAAAAGCGUACCACUGCAGCACUGCCGGAACUUGGACGAUAUCAAGGCAGCCAUCAAGGAGUAUGCCGAGGCCAACCCCAGCGCACAAAGAAUCACCUGCAAAGGAUGGAUGUUUUCUAUGACACCAGGAAAAGUCACAUCGGCAAUGCUCGACGACAUAGAUCCAAGGCCAAUCUACAUUGACGAGAAAAGCCUGCACGCUACCUGGUGUAACACUGCUGCGCUCGCGGAACUCGACAUUGCCGACACCCCAGAUCCUGUGGGAGGCACGAUAGAGAGGGAUGCAUCGGGCCAAGCCACGGGUGUCCUGCUUGAAUCCUGUGUCAUGCUCAUCAUCUGGCCGCAUCUGGCCCGAGUGGCCUCCAUGGAUGAGAAGCUGGCAUCCAUUAGGGGCGCCAUAGAGGUCUUUAACGCAGAGGGUUAUACGGGCGCCAUUGACAUGGCCUUGGACGAGAACGCGCUGGAAGCUAUACAAACCCUGAGGCAGAGGGAAGCUCUUCCCUUUAGACUGGCGGCCCACUGGCUGAUUGCCCCCAAAAAAGACCCAGCAGAGACGCUGGCGCAAGUGGACAGAGCCAUUGAGCUGAGGGACGAGCUCAACGCCGAGACUAGCCCCGACUUUCGCAUUGCCGGCAUCAAGAUCAUAUGCGAUGGAAUUAUAGAUGCUUGCACAGCAGCACUCACCGAGCCGUACUCGUCCAAUGCCGUCGACUGCAGCCCGCUGUGGACGUUGGAGGAAAUCGCACCCGUGGUCAAAAAGGCCGACGAGGCUGGCUUACAGUGCGCCCUCCACGCUAUUGGAGACUACACGGUGCGCAUGGCCAUUGAUGCUCUCGAGCAGAAUGCCACUGUUGGUCGCAGGCACCGCAUCGAGCAUUUAGAGCUCGCCAUGCCAGAGGAUGCGGCUCGUCUCGGGCGGCUGGGCAUCACGGCAUCGGUUCAGCCCGUGCACUCGGACCCGGCAAUCCUGCGAGCUUGGCCGCAGCUCCUGGGGGAAGAUCGGUGCGGGCGCGCGUUUGCCUACAAGGACUUUGCCGACGGCGGCGCGGUGCUCGCGCUGGGGUCGGACGCCCCGACCGCACCUCACGGCCCGUUGCAAAACAUCUACACGGCCACGACGCGCCGCUCAGCUCGCGAGCCCGACCUGCAGACCACCGUCAACCCCCAGUUCGCCCUGCAGUUGUCCGCCGCCAUUUCUGGGGCUACGGCUGGCUCUGCAUACAGUUGUUUCGCAGACAACCUCACGGGCAAGCUCGAUGUUGGCCUCUCGGCGGAUUUUGCAGUCGUCGACAUGGAGUGGGACACUGCGAGUCUGUUACAGGCAAGCGUUAAGCAGACCUGGUUCAAGGCCAGGAAGGUCUUUGACGCCAAUUCUGCCAGCGUGGCAAGUUAG
Messenger RNA from Pestalotiopsis fici W106-1, 1650 nucleotides. RefSeq lists its product as uncharacterized. Gene Ontology annotation, molecular function: hydrolase activity, acting on carbon-nitrogen (but not peptide) bonds. Lineage: Eukaryota; Fungi; Ascomycota; Sordariomycetes; Amphisphaeriales; Sporocadaceae. The record is from RefSeq and is a predicted model, not a curated record. The coding region runs from base 1 to 1650 and encodes 549 amino acids. The transcript has a single exon.